GACAUGAAAGUGGAAUGAGAGAGACAGAGACAGACACGCAGAGAGAGAGAGAGAGAGAGAGAGAGGGGAGGGUUGGAUUGGGUCUGAGUACUGACAAAGCCACCACCGGGUCCGCCACCACCACCACCACCACCUCGGUUAAAAACCACCCGCACGCGCCACCCUGACGCCGCCUUGGUCUCCGCCCCUCUCAUCCACCGAGAUUUCUCAGUCCCUACACCUAAACCUGGUCCAUAUCCUCUAUGCACAUCGCCUGCAACACAUACCUCGUCACAAACGAAUCAAACACCAUCUCCUCGUCUUUCUUUCUUCCUUCUUCUUCUUCUUCUCUCUCUCUCUCUCCCUCCCUCUUUGCCUUGAGAUAGCGGGUGAAUUUUUGUUUGGAUUCUUUCUUUUUCGCGUCUUUGAGGCGGUGUCUUGUUCUUGACUCAGUCUUCAGCUUUGCUCAGGUGUUUAGGGUUUCCUUAUUUUGUAGCUUAUACAGAGAGAGAGAGAGGGCUCUUCACUCUUUCAUUCACUCGCGACUCACAGCUUUUCAAGACACAAAUCUCGCUGUUCUUCUUUGGCCACGUCAGACACCUUCUCGCUGAAAGUCAGAUUCUCUCAAGAAGUUGAAGGAAGAAAAACAAGACAUUUCGUACGAAAUUCUUCAUCAGCUGACACGUUGAUCUUCAUCUUCAUCUUCAGCUAUAAAAGGAGAACCCCAUAGCCCAACUCUGAAAAAGAAUCGAAGAGAGACAGAGAGAGAGACGAUCACGGGAAACGCAUGGAGCAAGAGAGCAAGCAACCGCCGCCGGACCGGAGGCCGACGUCGAGGCCGGCCCAAUCGGACGGCCAGCAACAGCCGCCGCCGCACCACCAGCCCCAGAAGUGCCCUCGCUGUGACUCCAUGAACACCAAGUUCUGCUACUACAACAACUACAGCCUCUCCCAGCCCCGCUACUUUUGCAAGACCUGCCGACGCUACUGGACCCACGGCGGAACCCUCAGGAACGUCCCCGUCGGCGGCGGCUGCCGGAAGGCCAAGCGCUCCAAGGCCUCCUCCUCCUCCUCCGCCUCCGCAUCCGCCUCCGCCUCCUCCGGCGACAGCCUCACCCCACACUCAUCCCUGCAGGUCCUGCCUCAAAGCCUCAGGGACGUUGCCGCAGGGAACCUGGCUCCGCCACCAGCCGCGGCGGGUGGGGAGGGCCAUCUGGGUUACUCGUUCUAUGCGGGAGGUGGGUUCUUGUCCUCUUUGGCUGCUGUUCAGUCCAUCAACCAGAACCAGCCCUUCAACAUCGGGGGUGCUACAACAAGCAAUAACAACAACAAUAUGGGCUUUUUUCAAGGGUUUGGAGGUUUGGCUUCCUUAAGCAGCUCUCACCACCAGCAGAUUCAGCAGCAAGCACAGUUUCUUCAGAGUGAUUGGAGUCACGGCUUCGGCAUGAGCAGUAAUGCUAAUACCAGUAGUAGUAACAGUAAUAAUAAUAGCCCUAGUGUUUCCCAUGUACAUCAUCACCAUGGUAACUUGUGGAGUGGAAGCACAAGUGCUGGUAUUAGUGGUCAUGGCGGUGGCGAGAGUAAUAGAAAUGGCCUGAAUGUUAACCACCCAUCUGAUCAUCAUCAAUUGCCCCAUCUUCCAGGAUUUGGCCCUCCGCCAUGAGCUCUUACUUCAUAUGAUCAGAUGUUUCUGUGGUUCAAUAUCGAAAGUUUGGAAUUAGCUUCUUGACGACGACGACUUUUUAGGUUAUAAGAUUCUUUGUCAAAUUUUUCCCAUACAAUACACUGGUGGUGCUGGGUUUAGUUUUGUGGGAUACAAAUGAGGAAUUUUAUGAAAUAUUAUUAUGGUCUUGGAGGGUUUUCGUUUUUAUGGCAUUGGUAUAUGGAUUCAUGUAAUUAAGUUGGGGGGGAAUAUGAUUUAAGCGACUAUGGAGAGAAUUUGUUCUUUGGA
Molecule: messenger RNA, 1930 nt
Organism: Syzygium oleosum
Lineage: Eukaryota; Viridiplantae; Streptophyta; Magnoliopsida; Myrtales; Myrtaceae
Product: dof zinc finger protein DOF3.1-like
Exons: 2
Coding region: 767-1642 (291 amino acids)
Biological process (GO): regulation of DNA-templated transcription
Molecular function (GO): DNA-binding transcription factor activity; DNA binding
Source: RefSeq, a predicted model, not a curated record